Messenger RNA from Phytophthora sojae, 261 nucleotides. RefSeq lists its product as hypothetical. NCBI's taxonomy places the organism in Eukaryota, Oomycota, Peronosporomycetes, Peronosporales, Peronosporaceae. The record is from RefSeq and is a predicted model, not a curated record. The transcript has a single exon. The annotation marks the transcript as partial.
AUUGAGGACGUAUGCAGCAGCAGCUCGAAGAGCACUGCUUUCAUCCCUCGAUCUUUUUGGGGAUCUGAGCUGACUCUCUUGUUAGUAACGAAGCUACUCCAGCGACCGAUCUAUCUGGUCGUGGCACCAAGUGGUCUCGCUGAUGCUAGUUAUCAGAUUUUCAAGCCCAUCCGUAAAGUUACUUCUACUCAUGAGCUGAUGUCCGCAGGAGAAUUUAAAUAUGGAGGUGAAUCGGUUGGCCAAUGGCUAACAUCGCUGCAA